AUGUGGCGGGGUGUGGGGACAUUGUCCGUUCUUUGCAUGGCGAAUAACUGUGAUACAAACACACCAGAAGUUAGUAAAGCUGAAGAACCAGGGAAGAUGACGAAUGAGAGUCUGGUUAGCUUAGAAGUCGAAUGUGCUCGCGAGGAUCCUAACGUCACACCUACUGUUCUCGUCAAGGAGGAUGACCUGGAAGUGUUUCAAAUGCUUCUAGAGGCUCCUCUUCAAGCAGACAUGUCUGAUUCUUUCGAUGACGACGAGACGACAGUUCUUUCGCGAGAUGUUUGCACCUCCCUUGAGGUGUCGAUGGUGAGUUUUUUAUGGGAUGUUGCCUGUCGUGCUCAUAAGCUUCAAUCAUCCGAUCUGGACAUUUCCUCUAUCGAGGGGGACGGCGGCCGCGUAAUGCGUCGUUUCAGAGGCUUCCCCGCUCGUGAGGGUCUCGAAGAGGAACCCAACGAAGUUUCAUCGAUUCAGGCGCAGGAAGAUGGCGUCAUGAACUAG
This is a messenger RNA of Haemonchus placei, 498 nucleotides long. Lineage: Eukaryota; Metazoa; Nematoda; Chromadorea; Rhabditida; Trichostrongylidae. The record is from the annotation of a GenBank genome assembly.